AUGGGAGCUCCGGCCAAAGAGACGUCAACGGAGAACACGACAUCCGAGAGCUCUACCACAAAAAAUAGCGCAAACACCGAGGCUGGCUUGGCAAAAAGCAAGAGAUAUCGCAUAGCUCUCGGAGACGUCACUCCAAAUAACUUGGGUCAACUUAAACGUCUCAAUUCAGUCCUCUUUCCUGUCAACUAUAGUGAAAGGUUUUACAAAGACGU
Messenger RNA from Acaulospora morrowiae, 212 nucleotides. NCBI's taxonomy places the organism in Eukaryota, Fungi, Glomeromycota, Glomeromycetes, Diversisporales, Acaulosporaceae. The record is from the annotation of a GenBank genome assembly.